This is a messenger RNA of Drosophila grimshawi, 743 nucleotides long. RefSeq lists its product as uncharacterized. Lineage: Eukaryota; Metazoa; Arthropoda; Insecta; Diptera; Drosophilidae. The coding region runs from base 51 to 638 and encodes 195 amino acids. The transcript is spliced from 2 exons. Gene Ontology annotation, molecular function: protein binding. The record is from RefSeq and is a predicted model, not a curated record.
UAGAACAGAUUUUCUGCUGGCCGAAAAUAAAAUAACUCAAGUAGAUAGUAAUGGAUCGCUACAAUCGUGCCUGGAGAGAUCCCCGAUCUCCACUUACGCCCAUAACCCCUCUCACAACGCGUGUCUUCAAUUUUGAUAAUGUGCUGUCGCCUGCCACGCCAACACCACGGACUAAUACCUUUCAGGGUCUGAAGCGUAAUCUAUUAACGGUGCCAAAAUUAUCACAGACAACCACACAUCAUUCAAGGAGUACAAAAAAUUAUUCAGAGGAUUUUAGGCGUCUACGAUCGGUUUUUUCGCCAUGCGCUCAGAGCACGGUGUCUCAAAAUGUUUGCACCACGCCAAAAUUAUGUUGCCAAACCACACAAAAGGAGAAUGAAACUCUUGCACAGCCUCGCAUAAAACGGGAAUUUAAGCGUGCUUCUCCCGUUAAUCAUCCUUCGCUUAGUCCUCGAGUCAGUUCGCUGCUUAGCCGCACUGGAAAUGAGCAUUUGACCGAAUUGUUUACACGUCAAGAAAUUGACUUGCAGGUGCUUAUUCAGAUGACAUUUGAUGAGUUAGAAUCUCUUGGUGUUCGCGGUGUCAAAGAAUUAAAAUUGGCCAUUGAUUUGAUGAAAUUUGCCAAAAAGUUCUUUUAGUUGUGUUUUAAGAUUGUAAUUUAUUUUUAUUUUUGUAACUCCUGUUUUGUAUGUUUAGCUAAUAAGUCAUAAAUCAUCAAUGUGGGGAACCAAUUUUUAUCAUAU